Molecule: messenger RNA, 32980 nt
Organism: Coregonus sp. 'balchen'
Lineage: Eukaryota; Metazoa; Chordata; Actinopteri; Salmoniformes; Salmonidae
Source: the annotation of a GenBank genome assembly
AUGUAUUUGCAGGUGUUUUGUGGUAGGUGUUGCAGGCCUCUCUUACGGUGUCAUUAUCUCACCUAACAUGCAUGUCUCUCCCCUCCCCUCUCCCUCGCUCGCUCUCUCUCUCUCUCUCUCUCUCUCUCUCUCUCUCUCUCUCUCUAUCGCUCUCUCUCUCUCUCUCUCUCUCUCUCUAUCGCUCUCUCCCUCCCUCUUUCUCUUCCUAUCCUAUUUGCCUUCCCUUCACCUCCUCCCUCCUCCCCCUCUUCCUUAGUCCCUCACACAGGCCUGACCACUGCAGAGUACUACCACCAGAUGGCUCUUCUGGCGGGCCACCGUAGCCCCUACACAGACCUCCUCCCCUCCGUGGCGUCCACGGCCGGAGCCACCAGCAGCGCCCUGCACAUGGAGUAUCUACAGGCCAUGGAGAGUAAGUCUGCACUGCACUGAGCUCAACAUACUGACCCAAACUUUCAAAUUCAAUGGCUAUGUGUGUGUGUGUGUGUGUGUGUGUCUGAAUAUUACAGAUAGGUGUAAUAUUCUCCCUGCACUAUCUACGUCAAUCUGUUUUAAAUGGAGCAAAAUAACAAUCCUACCAAACGAGGAAGGAGUAGCAAGCGAUUCUAAACUGACAUAAUUUAAAUGAGCCAUUGUCUUAAUGUGCCGGGCUCAGGACUGCCUGUGCAGAGGACUUAUGCUAAUGAGUUAUUUUAAAGUGUAAAUAGGAAAUUAAAGGCACACUGAAUCUUAGGGAAGGUCAGACAGCCUCACCCCUCUCCCUUUGAUGAGAAGGUAUUUAGUCAGCCAGCCGUCGCUUUCAUGGAAAUCCGGGGUGAAGUCACCCCCCUAUUCCUCCGAACAAACUAAUUAAAACUAGCCAAACUUGCACGGCUAUCAGAAAAUUAAUUGCUAUUAACUGGGAAUUGGAAUGUCUCACCAUUCAUCAUCACAGGGAGAAAUCCUUUCUUCUGUGUCAACGUUUAAGAUUAAUAGAGUGAAACAAAACAAUUAGGGCCACAGUUUCAAAUGGGAGAUGAUGCCGCGGCUAUGCUAGCUCUUCACUACUUCACAAUCGCCUGUGAUCAUUGCCGGUAAUAACUCGUUGCGUUUCAACAAUGUGUGUUCCACACACACGGCAGGAAAAUUAACACUUUAAAGCUCUUCCUUUGUGAGAUAUAGAUUUUAGAGGAGAAAAAAAGGCAUAAAGAGUGUGGCGUUAUCAUAUCAAGAGGUUUUGGCUAAUAAUGGGGCCUAGUUGCGUCGAAGCUAGCAUAGUUUCAGUCAGUCUACAUCAAUGUAAUUAACUUAGGUGAGAGCCUGGUUAAUGAAACAAUGGUGCUGUCUUGGCUGUUUGGGGCUUUAAUGGGCCAUUGUCACAUGUUUUUACGCUCUAAUUAGCUAGCGCUAUGCUAACAUCUGUAUUUUGGCUGUAUAAUUAGCUAUUUGGCAAUUUUUUCAUUAGAAUAGUUUGUCAUGUUUUUUACCUGAGGAAAUUGUAAGCUUACUGAUCAAAAGAUCACAUCCUUCCAACCGUCGAUUGAACCCUAAGAACGACAGUGUUUUAUUUAAUUAAAUUCAGUUGAGGUAGUGGUUGGACAGUAUAGCAGUGUUAGUUUUCAUAUUGCUGCUAGUUUAGGGUUAUGAUUUAUCAUGUAGGAUAUGUCCAGCGUAUUGUUUGGAGGAGGAGAGGAGAUGGGGAGAGGAGAGGUGUUGUGAGAGGGCCAGAUGCCUCUCAGGUGGCCCUAUUUUGGGGGUUUUGGGCUCCAAGCUCAUGGUUUAUUUUUUACUGCCGUCAGUCAGUCUAGCCUGUCUGGUCCCUCCCUGUCCCGUUCGUGUGAAUUAAUGACGCUGUGCCUAACCAGCCGACCCAUCCAUAAAUCACAGGGAAAUUAGAGGGACACUCCGGCUACCCCGCUACGGGCCGCGACGCUCCCCUCUCCCUCUCUUCUACCUCUCCCUCUCCUCUCCUCCUGGUUGGGCCAUUUAUCAUGUGGCUGCAGCAUUAAUAAACUCAACUCCCAGGAGGCCCUGCUGUGAUGGGACUGCCCCCCUCCUCUACCCCCUCUGCAGUUCAUUCACCCCCCUCCUAACUCACCACAGGUGGAAGCAGUCCCUCACCCGUGGACCAGGGGCGUAGUUUUUAAGAGGUUCGUUACAGAGAGAUGCAGGGGAUGUGGUUUGUGAGAGCGUGUCACAGGUCGACCAGGGGGUAGGAGUUUGACUGAGAAGUGUGGUUAUCGCAGGUUUACGAGAGGCAGUGUUUGUGUGAAUACAGCUGGAUUUCCGAGGAACAAAUUCCUCAAGUGACAAACAUAUUUCCUGAGAUGUAUUGUGUGUCAGAGAUUGCAUGUAUGUACAGUGGGGAGAACAAGUAUUUGAUACACUGCCGAUUUUGCAGGUUUUCCUACUUACAAAGCAUGUAGAGGUCUGUAAUUUUUAUCAUAGGUACACAUCAACUGUGAGAGACGGAAUCUAAAACAAAAAUCCAGAAAAUCACAUUGUAUGAUUUUUAAGUAAUUAAUUUGCAUUUUAUUGCAUGACAUAAGUAUUUGAUACAUCAGAAAAGCAGGACUUAAUAUUUGGUACAGAAACCUUUGUUUGCAAUUACAGAGAUCAUACAGUUUCCUGUAGGUCUUGACCAGGUUUGCACACACUGCAGCAGGGAUUUUGGCCCACUCCUCCAUACAGACCUUCUCCAGAUCCUUCAGGUUUCGGGGCUGUCGCUGGGCAAUACGGACUUUCAGCUCCCUCCAAAGAUUUUCUAUUGGGUUCAGGUCUGGAGACUGGCUAGGCCACUCUAGGACCUUGAGAUGCUUCUUACGGAGCCACUCCUUAGUUGCCCUGGCUGUGUGUUUCGGGUCGUUGUCAUGCUGGAAGACCCAGCCACGACCCAUCUUCAAUGCUCUUACUGAGGGAAGGAGGUUGUUGGCCAAGAUCUCGCGAUACAUGGCCCCAUCCAUCCUCCCCUCAAUACGGUGCAGUCGUCCUGUCCCCUUUGCAGAAAAGCAUCCCCAAAGAAUGAUGUUUCCACUUCCAUGCUUCACGGUUGGGAUGGUGUUCUUGGGGUUGUACUCAUCCUUCUUCUUCCUCCAAACACGGCGAGUGGAGUUUAGACCAAAAAGCUCUAUUUUUGUCUCAUCAGACCACAUGACCUUCUCCCAUUCCUCCUCUGGAUCAUCCAGAUGGUCAUUGGCAAACUUCAGACGGGCCUGGACAUGCGCUGGCUUGAGCAGGGGGACCUUGCGUGCGCUGCAGGAUUUUAAUCCAUGACGGCGUAGUGUGUUACUAAUGGUUUUCUUUGAGACUGUGGUCCCAGCUCUCUUCAGGUCAUUGACCAGGUCUGCCGUGUAGUUCUGGGCUGAUCCCUCACCUUCCUCAUGAUCAUUGAUGCCCCACGAGGUGAGAUCUUGCAUGGAGCCCCAGACCAAGGGUGAUUGACCGUCAUCUUGAACUCCUUCCAUUUUCUAAUAAUUGCGCCAACAGUUGUUGCCUUCUCACCAAGCUGCUUGCCUAUUGUCCUGUACAUGCUUUGUAAGUAGGAAAACCUGCAAAAUCGGCAGUGUAUCAAAUACUUGUUCUCCCCACUGUAUGUGCGGGAGGCAUUUGUGUGUUUGUAUGUGUGAGUGUGUGUGUGUGUGUCCCCAACCCCCCUCUCUGAGACGUCAAAGAGACAGAGGCAGGUUUCUAUAGAGGCCAGAGCAGAGACAAUGUAGAGAGGUUCCUCUCUCCUCUCUUCCUCGAGCUCCAUGCUCUAAAUACAGGCCUACGUAUGCCAGGAACUUCACCACACACACACACAGGCACACACACACACAGGCAGACACACACACACAUAUAUACAACUGAUUUCCAUGUGAAUGGAGGCCUCCGUAAUCGCUGGAUGUGUCAGGCGAGAGCGAGCGUUUGAAUUUGAGGGAGGGAAGGAUGGAAGGAGCGAGACAGGGAAGAAGGGAGUGAGUACAGGGUAAGCUGGUUUUGUUUGCCCACGACAAAAUAGAAAAGAAAAACAGCUGAAAUGUUUUCCCUACCGAGUCUGAGUCACAAAGUCAUUGUGUCAGUUCACGCACAAAGCGCAACAUCCCCUCAGUGUAUUUUCUCUGUUUUUUCUCCUCCCUCCGCUUCUUUACUUCUCCCUCUGUUUUUCCCUGUCUUGUUUGUGACAUCUCAGAGUGAAAAUACAACAAAAGUAAUUUCUUAAUCUGUACAUGCGGCUCAUUGUGUGUGGAGAGAGAAAGAGAGAAAGCAAUAGAGAGAGGCAGUGUUGUUGGCGGCUUGGUACCUUUUCAAAGCCACUCAUAGUAUUUCCAUUCAACAUUGACUGCAUUUGAAUACUUGAUUGCCAUAACCCAGUCAGUAAAGAGCUUUGACAUAAAAGGCAUCCCUGUGUUGUCUUGUAUGAAGUUCAUCCAUUGCACACUUUCAUUCAAAAUAGUUUUUUGUGAGAUAACCUUUUGUUUGUUGAUUGGAUUGAAUUAGGUAAGUCUUAGUCAGUGAAGCUCACUCUAUGGCCCCUCUAUGUUUGCCUGUGGUUAAAGCAAAAGUAGGCUACAAUGCUAUAAAAGCACUCAUAAAGAUAAGACAAACCAAUAAGACAAGCCAACAAAUAAACAUACAAAACCAGUAUAUGAUUAAACACAAUAGAUUAAUUAAUCUCUCUCUUUCACCUACUAAGUUUCUAUCCAAAGAGGUUCUGUGGACUGCAACUUCUUUGGGUCUAAUGUCUCUACUCUAUUGCCGUCCUCUCCUGCAGGCUCUCGGUUCCCCAGCCCCAGGCUGACGGCGAGGCCCAGUCGGAAGCGGGCCCUGCCCAUUUCUCCCCUGUCGGAGCACAGCUUCGACCUGCAGACCAUGAUCCGCAGCUCGCCAAACUCCCUGGUCACCAUCCUCAACAACUCCCGCUCCAGCUCCUCCACCAAUGGCUCUUACGGACACCUCUCUGCCGGGGCCAUCAGGUACGGGAUAAGGCUUGCAAAAUUCCAGUAACUUUCCCCAAAUUCCCAGUUUUUCCAGAAAUUCUGGUUGGAUGAUUCCCGGAUAUCCUGCCUAUUCCUUCCUGAUUUCAGCGAUUUCUGGAAAACUUGGGAAUUCUGGGAAAGUCAGGUACAGGACGAUAAAAAGGACCAACAUCCUUCGGUCUCUCUGGAGGGCUGUGGGUAAGGGGAAGGAGUGGAUGGAGGGCCUGGGGCAGAGCCUAUGUUUGUGUGGGAUGUUGUUCUAGUGGAGGUGGGGGGAUGCAUUAGGAUGUGGUGGACUAGUGAGGUUUCCCAAGGAAAGGCAAACCACAUGGGAGGAGGGCUGGCUAGAGCCAAUGGAGUUGGCUAUACAGCACAAACAGAUUUGGCACCAGGCUACUGUGUGUGUGUGCGCGCGUGCUUGUGUGUGUCUCCUCUGCGCCCCAUCUCCUGGUGGGCCUUGUCCACCUAUUUACCCAGCCUACCCGGCGGCAUGUGUCAGUCAUCCACACACCCUCCCAAACACCACUCCCCUGAUACACACUAUCACCGAAAUGACAGAGAAAGAAAAAGAGAGAAAAAGAGAGAGGGAGAUCCAUAGUCCUACCCGGAGCCAUUGAUCAGCGAUCUGAAAGGAGAACCUGAUCAAUCACAAGCCACUGUGGCCCAUGUGACAGGGCCAAUGAUAGGGCCCCCAGACUGAUGAGUGAUAUGACAAGCGGAUGGGCCCCCAAAUGCGUCUCGGCCCAUUGAUUUCCACUCAGUGCCUGUAAUAAGCUCAGCAGACAUAUGGGUCCGGGCUGAGAGGCUGAGAACAGGCGUCAGGGAGGCAGGAUGAAUGGAGGCCCACCACGCGUGACUGCUAUUGAACCAUAGAGACUUGUGUUUACCUGGUGCUACCUGUGUUUAUAGAGAGAGCUUAUACAGGAGAGUGGGCGGUUUGGAUUCUGUUCUAAUCUAUGGUGUAUGUAAACACCCUAGCCUUAAUGUAGAUCUAUGGGGAAGGAAGGUUACCAAUGAUCUAGGUCUUUUCACAGUAGGGGAAAGCUAGCAUGCAGACUGUGCAAUGUGAAGUGACUGUAGUUAUAGACUAGGCCUGCUUUAUAUUGUUGAGUUUGUACACAGUGGAGAGAUGUAGUAUAACUAAAGUUGCACAUUUCUAAGGUUCCCUACAUUUUUCACAGAUUUACUGCUUAUCCUUCUGAUUCCGGGAAUCCGCAAACAGGGAUUUCCAGAAAACCUUGGAAUUUUGAGAAAGUUAAAAACAUUUGCAGCUCUAAGUAUAACCUUGAUUUUUUUGAUUUUUUUAGCCUUGAUUUUACCAGGCAGGUCAAUUAAGAACAAAUUUUUAUUUACAAUGACGGCCUGGCAAGGGACCACAACAGUAAUUCACGGUGCUAACAAGCUGAACAUUCAUUGCCAGGGAUCUGCCUUGGGUCCUGUGGCUCCAGUGUUACAACAGCAUCACAACUCCUGUCAAAUUGUCCUCAGGGAUGAGGAGCUAGCCCAACAUUUUUUCUCUUUUUCCCUCAUUUUGCCUCGGUGCCAUUGCAAUUGCCAUUUCAAAUACAUCAGAAUGUAGUUUGAUAGAGGUACAGUAAUUGAUCAUUUGAUAAAUACUGAUCAUGGGAAAAGGUUGUUGAAAAAAAAUCCAGCACCUGCACAAAGCCUUGUUGUAUGUUGUUGUAUGUUUCUCGUCAACCAAAUACUAAUCAUGAUAUUGUUUCCCUCCAGUCCGGCUUUGAGUUUCUCCUACCCUCCCACCCCCGUGGCACUUCAGAUGCACCAGCAGCUGCUUGGUCGGCAACCAGGGAUGGUGGGUUCUGCAUUCGGCCACAGUCCGCCCCUCAUCCACCCCUCCCCGGCCUUCGCCACCCAGCGUCCUGUCCCGGGCAUCCCUCCCCUUGGCCUGACCCCCAGCGAGCGCUCCGUCAUCUCCAAUGACUCCUCACAGGUGAGACACUUCUCCCUCCACCGCAGCAGAAGCCUCUGCUAUUCAUCAUCACAGGUAAUAGAUAGCGCUGCCAUGUUCUAGCCGCGCGCCAGCAGCGUCCAGGGUAGCCUAUACAGGUACAAGGCUCAGACAGGAAGAAGUAGAAGCAGGCCCCUCCGCGCUCUGGCCUCAUGGGAGUUGCGGUCCCUUGGAUGUGUUGUUUUGGACUGGGAACGUCGUUCCGGAACGUUCUGUUUCACGUGAGAAACAACAAGGGGCUUGUUAGCAUAGGAUCCCACCACUGACACCAUUAAUCACACAGGAGGAAUACAAGGGUUAAAACUGGAAUAUUGACAUGGAUGGAUGGAUCCCACGGUGUUCCCUUUUAUCUCUCUCCAUUCCUAAUGUAUGUGGGGGCUUGCAUUUAAAGCAAAUAUUCAAUUAUUCCUCUUUAUUUAUUCCUUCCAAUUUUGGGGGGAUUUUUUUAACAUGGCAUCUGGUACGUUCCUCACCCUCUGCUGUUCCUAGUUGUGUUAGAGAACUAUGUAAACAAUAUUCACAAAACGUUCCACCAUUCUGUCCAAUGCUGGGGAAACAACCAGAAUCAUAUACUACCUUGCAUUUCAUAUACUACCAAUUAAAUUUGUUCUAUUAGACUAGUUACACAGAUACGAGCCAAGGAAUCUUUCCAGGCCAGUUCAGCUUUCCUUGUUAAUGUUUUAUUUCUGGCUCGCCUGCCUUGUAACAGGGCCAGGACCAGUCAAGCCAGAGUCAGGUCAUCCAAAGGUGAAGCCGGAUAGACAACCCCUGUAUAAAAUCAUUGGCUUAAUAAAUUGCCUCGAAUUUAAUAGACAACAAGCUGUAUUAUGCUUCCUUUUAGUAGGAUAAACUAGAUCCCUUGAACAGUAUUAAACAGGAUGCCAUCAUACAAUUGAACGUAAAUGUUAAUUUAUGCUCAUCAUUUAUGGUCAUUCUAUCAUAUAGUAUGUUGAAGUGAAGUUAUUGUGGUUGUUCCCACAGACCAAACCCACUAGUGAGUCAGCGGUGAGCAGCACUGGGGACCCCAUGCACCACAAACGCUCCAAGAUCAAACCGGACGAGGAGCUACUCAGCCCAGGGGCCGUAUGUUGCCAGGUGAAUGUAACUUCUCCACCAUUUAUCAUGUAGUCCAAUGACCAGACAUUCUUAUCCAGUAUUAGAAAAAGGGGUAUGUUUAUGGUAUUAUAUGCUAGAAGACGAGAUGAGGAUAAUGAACUGAUUUGAUGGUUUACCGCAUCGGCAGCCAUAGAAUAGCAUGUGGUGUUUGUACUGUUAAAUUCUGUUCACACAGCGCAUAAACAGGUGUGCACACAUACACACACUCAGUCAUUCACUCAGAUGGAGAGCUUUGGGGCCAAUUAUGUGACGUACUGUAAAACUAUUUAUUUAUUUGCCUGUUUCAUUCGGCUGCUUGUUCAGGCUGCCGCCUCAGAAGCGAUAAGCCACAUUGAUCUUGGAGGCACCAGAAGGAAAUUGUUUUCCUUUUAAUCAGAUGCUUAAGUGAAUGGAAAAAAUAAAAGAGAAAUUAGACUGCAUGUUUUCUAAAGGGCUCUCUGUGUGCUUUUGUCUGGAAUGAUGCCUCUAAAAGUGACUCUGUGCGCAUACAAUGGAAGCAAGCCUGUAGACUCAGAGAUCCACAUUCUGUGAAUGAAACUCUUUUCUCUGAUCUCUCUCUCACACACUCUCUGUUUCUCUCCAUCUCUCUCUACCUCCCUCUACUUGUCUUUUUUUCUGCUGUCAUGCUUUUCCCUUUAAAGCCUAGCGCCAUGGCUGGUAGGUACUAGCAGUAGACCGAGGUGGUUUUUACGAACCAUAACUUUGCCAGAGAGAAACCUUGUACACCCUAGGCUCCCGUGUUACAGUCUCCGGUACUCUCCAGGCUGCCCAGUCAUGUAAUGUUAACGGUGACAGUGAAAUAUGUCUAGACUAAUGGGGCAAGCUAGAGCAGGAAGAGGGGGUUAGAUUCCUGGAAUACUCAGCUCAGACCUGUCGUAGAUCAACUCCCAACACAGAGCAGAGCUUUCAGCGCUACAUUUCUGCUCCCAGACUCACGUUUUACUCCCUGUGUGCUGAACAAGGCCAGAUUCACACGAUAACACCGGUGGAAAUGUGUAACCGAAUCAGCCUGGUUGGUUAGGGGAGGGUAGAGUAGGGGGAGAGAACGUUUUGGUUGUGAUAUGACUGUGGACUUGACUCAAGAGUGUUGUAAGGAUGUCUGUGAAUAUCAUGUAUAACCACAGUCUUUUACUUAAACAUAUAUAUUUUUUCAUCCCCAUAAAUUCUGAGAUUACAUGGUCUUACUUACUGUAUACAAUAUUUCAACUUUGGUUGUUCUCUGCGCUCUUACUCUUCUCAAGUGUCUCAACGGUUAAUCUCUUGGAUAAUCAGGUACAUUUAGUAAAAAAACACCUGACAAAAUAGAGGUGGAAGGUUAAAUAAUGGAUCUAUUGCCUGUCAGUAAAGUGUUUUUUGAUUUUGAUUUAUUAGGAUCCCCAUUAGCCGACGCCAAUGGCGAAAGCCAGUCUUACUGGGGUCCGACACAUAACGAAAAAGACAUUACAGACAAAAGGCUUGACAAUUUACAUAUAUUUAAAAACAUGAACAUGUAGUGUGUGUAUGUGUGUGUAUGUGUGUGUGUGUGUGUGUGUGUGUAUGUGUGUGUGUGCAUCUAUCAGUUACACAUACAUGUCAGUACAUACCCACAACAAGUAGGUCACAUGGGGGAGCGGUGUUGUGCCAUGAGGUGUUGCUUUAUUUGUUUUUUGAAACCAGGUUUGCUGUUCACUUGCGCUAUAAAAAAUGGAAAGGAGUUCCAUGCACUUAUGGCUCUGUAUAAUACUGUUUCCUUGAAUUUUUUCUGGACCUGGGGACUGUGAAAGGAAUCCUGGUGGCAUGUCUGGUGGGGUAAAUGUGUGUGUCAGUGCUGUGUGUAAGUUGACUAUGCAAACAAUUUGGAAUUUCCAACACAUACAUUUUUCCACAAAAAAAAUGUCAGUCUUUCCUCAACUCUCAGCCAAGAUAGACUGGCAUGCAUAGUAUUAAUAUUAGCCCUCUGAUUACAAUGAAGAGCAAGACGUGCCACUCUGUUCUGGGCCAGCUGCAGAUUAACUAGGUCUUUCUUUGCAGCACUUGACCAUAUGACUGGACAAUAAUCAAGAUAAGAUACAACUAGAGCCUGCAGGACUUGCUUUGUGGAGUGUGGUGUCAAAAAAGCAGAGCUUUAUUACGGACAGACUUCUCCCCAUCUUUACAACCAUUGAAUCUAUAUUUUUUUACCAUGACAGUUUACGAUCUAAGGUAACACCAAGUAAUUUAGUCUCCUCAACUUGUUCAACAGCCACACCAUUCAUUACCAGAUUCAGCUGAGGUCUAGAAUUUAGGGAAUGAUUUGAACCGAAUACAAUGCUCUUAGUUUUAGAGAUGUUCAGGACCAAUAUAUUACUGACCACCGAUUCCAAAGCAGACUGCAACUCUUUUUCUUUCAGUGACUUCAUCAGCUGUGGUUGCUGAUGCAUAUAUGGUUGAAUCAUCAUCAUACAUGGACACACAUGCUUUGUUUAAUGCCAGUGGCAGGUCAUUGGUAAAAAUAGAAAAGAGUAGAGGGCCUAGAGAGCUGCCCUGCGGUACACCACACUUUAAAUAUUUGACAUUAGAGAAGCUUCCAUUAAAGAAAACCCUCUGAGUUCUAUUAGAUAGAUAGCUCUGAAUCCACAAUAUGGCAGAGGUUGAAAAACCACAACACAUACGUUUUCUCAAGAACAGGUUAUGGUCAUUAAUAUCAAAGGCUGCACUGAACAGUGCAGCUCCCACAAUCUUCUUAUUAUCAAUUUCUUUCAACCAAUCAUCAGUCAUUUGUGUCAGCGCAGUACAUGUUGAAUGCCCUUCUCUAUAAGCAUGCUGAAAGUCUGUUGUUAAUUUGUUUACAGAGAAAUAGCAUUGUAUUUGGUCAAACAAUUUUCAAAGAGCUGGCAGCAAGCUGAUAGGUCUGCUGUUAGAACCAGUAAAGGACACUUUACCACUCUUGGGUAGCAGAAUGACUUUGGCUUCCCUCCAGGUCUGAGGACAAAUACUUUACUCUAGGCUCAGAUUAAAGAUAUAACAGAUAGGAGUGGCUAUAGAGUCAGCUAAGUUGUCAAUGCCAGGAGGUUUGUCAUUAUUGAUUGAUAACAAUAAUUGUUCCACCUCUCCCAAACUAACUGUACAAAAUUCAAACUUACAAUGCCUUUCUUUCAUUAUUUGUUUUUUAUGCAUGAGUAAGAUGGCUCACUGUUCGUUGUUGUCAUUUCCUGCCUAAGGUUUCCCACUUUGCCAAUGAAGUAAUCAUACAUUUAAUUGACAACAUCAAAUGGUUUUUUGAUGAAUAAGCCAUCUGAUUCGAUGAAAGAUGGAUUUGAAUGAGUCUUUCUGCCCAUCAUUUCAUUUAAAGUACUCCAAAGUUUUUUUUCCAUAAUUCUUUAUAUCAUUGAUCUUGGCUUCAUAAUAAAGUGUAUUCUUCUUUUUGUUGAGUUUAGUCAAUUCACUUCUCAAUUUGCAGUACGUCAGCCAGUCAGAUGUGCAGCCAGACUUAUUAGCCACUCCUUUUGCCCCAUCUCUUUCAACCAUACAGUUUUUCAUUUCCUCAUCAAUCCAUGGAGCGUUAACAGUUUUAACAGUCACUUUCUUAACAGGUGCAUGUUUAUCAGUAAUUGGAAGAAGCAAUUUCAUAAAUUCCUCAAGUGCAGCGUCUGGAUGCUCCUUAUUAAUCACAACAGACCAACAAAUAUUUGUAACAUCAUCCACAUAAGAGUCACAGCAAAAUAUUUUGUAUGAUCUCUUAUAUACUUUUUUAGGCCCAGCUUUUGGAACUUUCCUGGAUAUAGCCACUAUAUUGUGAUCACUGCAUCCAAUGGGUACGGAUACAGCUUUAGAACGAAGUUCUACAGUAUUAGUAAAAAUGUGAUCAAUACAUGUGGAUGAUCUUGUUCCUGUGUUUGUAGACACCCUGGUAGGUUGAUUAAUAACCUGAACCAGAUUACAGGCACUGGUUACAGUGAGAAGCUUCCUCUUAAGUGGAUAGCUUGAUGAAAACCAGUCAAUAUUCAGGUCCUCCAGAAAGUAUACCUCUCUGUUUACAUCACAUACACUAUCAAGCAUUUCACACAUAUUAUUUAGAUACUGACUGUUAGCACUUGGUGGCCUAUAGCAACACCUCAAAAGAAAAAGCUUUAGAUGUGCAAGGUGAACCUGCAACCACAACACUUCAAUAACACUUGACAUAAGAUCUUCUCUAAGCAUUACAGGGAUAUGGCUCUGAAUAUAUACAGCAACACCUCCACCAUAAGCAUUCUUGUCUCUUCUAUAGAUUUUAUAUCACUGUAUUGCUACUGGUGUAUCAUCAAAUUAAUUAUCUAAAUGUGUCUCAGAAAUGGCUAAUAUAUGUAUGUUAUCUGAUGUUACCAAGUUAUUGAUUUCAUUAACCUUAUUUCUAAGACUACAUAUACAGUGAGGGGAAAAAAGUAUUUGAUCCCCAGCUGAUUUUGUACGUUUGCCCACUGACAAAGACAUGAUCAGUCUAUAAUUUUAAUGGUAGGUUUAUUUGAACAGUGAGAGACAGAAUAACAACAAAAAAAUCCAGAUAAACGCAUGUCAAACAUUUUAUAAAUUGAUUUGCAUUUUAAUGAGGGAAAUAAGUAUUUGACCCCUCUGCAAAACAUGACUUAGUACUUGGUGGCAAAACCCUUGUUGGCAAUCACAGAGGUCAGACGUUUCUUGUAGUUGGUCACCAGGUUUGCACACAUCUCAGGAGGGAUUUUGUUCCACUCCUCUUUGCAGAUCUUCUCCAAGUCAUUAAGGUUUCGAGUCUGACGUUUGGCAACUCGAACCUUCAGCUCCCUCCACAGAUUUUCUAUGGGAUUAAGGUCUGGAGACUGGCUAGGCCACUCCAGGACCUUAAUGUGCUUCUUCUUGAGCCACUCGUUUGUUGCCUUGGCCGUGUGUUUUGGGUCAUUGUCAUGCUGGAAUACCCAUCCACGACCCAUUUUCAAUGCCCUGGCUGAGGGAAGGAGGUUCUCACCCAAGAUUUGAUGGUACAUGGCCCCGUCCAUCGUCCCUUUGAUGCAGUGAAGUUGUCCUGUCCCCUUAGCAGAAAAACACCCCCAAACCAUAAUGUUUCCACCUCCAUAUCUGACGGUGGGGAUGGUGUUCUUGGGGUCAUAGGCAGCAUUCCUCCUCCUCCAAACACGGCGAGUUGAGUUGAUGCCAAAUAGCUCGAUUUUGGUCACAUCUGACCACAACACUUUCACCCAGUUCUCCUCUGAAUCAUUCAGAUGUUCAUUGGCAAACUUCAGACGGCCCUGUAUAUGUGCUUUCUUGAGCAGGGGGACCUUGCGGGCGCUGCAGGAUUUCAGUCCUUCACGGCGUAGUGUGUUACCAAUUGUUUUCUUGGUGACUAUGGUCCCAGCUGCCUUGAGAUCAUUGACAAGAUCCUCCUGUGUAGUUCUGGGCUGAUUCCUCACCGUUCUCAUGAUCAUUGCAACUCCACGAGGUGAGAUCUUGCAUGGAGCCCCAGGCCGAGGGAGAUUGACAGUUAUUUUGUGUUUUUUCCAUUUGCGAAUAAUCGCACCAACUGUUGUCACCUUCUCACCAAGCUGCUUGGCGAUGGUCUUGUAGCCCAUUUCAGCCUUGUGUAGGUCUACAAUCUUGUCCCUGACAUCCUUGGAGAGCUCUUUGGUGUUGGCCAUGGUGGAGAGUUUGAAAUCUGAUUGAUUGAUUGCUUCUGUGGACAGGUGUAUUUUAUACAGGUAACAAGCUGAGAUUAGGAGCACUCCCUUUAAGAGUGUGCUCCUAAUCUCAGCUCGUUACCUGUAUAAAAGACACCUGGGAGCCAGAAAUCUUUCUGAUUGAGAGGGGGUCAAACACUUAUUUCCCUCAUUAAAAUGCAAAUCAAUUUAUAACAUUUUUUACAUGCGUUUUUCUGGAUUUUGUUGUUGUUAUUCUGUCUCUCACUGUUCAAAUAAACCUACCAUUAAAAUGAUAGACUGAUCAUUUCUUUGUCAGUGGCAAACGUACAAAAUCAGCAGGGGAUCAAAUACUUUUUUCCCUCACUGUAAUAAUAUGGGCUAUUGUCAGCCCUUUACUGGGUAGCUUAUCAGAGAUAGACAUAAUAUGGAAAAGAGCAAACAAAGCAAGAGAAAAGUAUAUACAUUCAGCAGUAGAUGAAUCAGUUGGUGUGGGUAAGUGUGUGUGUGUGCUUUGGGGUUGAAGUUACGAACCAAUAGGCUUGGCGCUCUCAUCCCUUCCAGGCUUUUUUGAGGGAGGGUGGACAAUGAGCCUGUCAUAGCGGAUGUAAGCAAUGUCCCGACGUGCUCUGGCAGCUUUCAUGGCUGGGAUAAGUUCUUUCCUCUUCAGCUUCAGGAUAGUCCUUGUUGAGGAAGAUGUACAUUCCUCUGAAGUUCUUGGCUCUUUCCAGAACAGCUACCUUGUCCUUGAACCUCAGGAACUUGACCACUAUUGGUCUGUGCCUGUCACCUGGGCUAGUGGUGGGGUUUCCAGUCAUGUGGGCGCGCUCCACCUCAAUCUUCCCGUGGUCUCGUGUGGAAAUUCUGCAAUUCCAUCCACAACAAUGUUGUUCCGCCUUGAUUGUCCCUCGAGAUAAUCAGAUUUCUCCGUCAUUGUGAUCAUGGAUUCACAUACAGAACUGAUGUCCUCUCUCAAUGACUUAUAGAUUACUUUCAUCUUGCCGUUCCUCUGUUUAAACUCAUCAAGCUGACCCUAGGAGAACGGCAAACUGUUCUUCAGGUCCUGGACCUCUCUGGUCAGGUCGUCCAUUAUUUUAUUAGUUGACUCCACCAGUAUUUGGACACAACACUUGAAGCUAUUUUCUUGUUGUUGUAACAACUGCUUGUAGAACUAUUUUUGUUUGUUUAAAAGAUCCUUCACCUGUGAUAGAGAGACACCACUGUCCUCAACUUUACUCCCGCCGGCUUUGGUCUUUGUCAUGGUAGCAACGUAGGUUACGCUGUACUCCUCGCAGUUCCAGACAUGGCAGGUCGCAGGGAAGAUUGGAAACAACAACAGCAAACUUCAGGGAUCUAGACAGCCACAAGCCCGGUACAAUCCACGGUCCCAGCCACAAUGGCUAAACGCGUCGCGGGCUGAGUUCUAAACUUCAAGAAAACCUAGCUAGCUGCCUAUCAAGCUAGCUAGCUGCUACACCAAACAGCUUCUCAGACCCGGCCUUGGUCAGCAGGAUUACUGGACAGAUAGUAGCGGUCCCAGCAAAUGGCAUCCGAUUUGUUGCAUUACCGCCACCUACUAGACUGGAGUACAACUCCCUUAUAUUUUGCUUGAAAAAUAAAAUAAAGAAAUACCCUACCAUCUAACACUACACUCACAUAUUCAAAAAUAUAAUUAAUAAUUAACACCACCCUACUGCACUAUUUAAAUAUAUUCAUUCCUACCUCAUGCCCUCAACCUAAAAUGAUGGGACAUCACCACGUAACACUCCCUGUAACUCUUCUGAUGUCAAGUCUUGCACACCCAAAGACCUCUCUGCAGCUGCCACCACAACCUCAAUUUUCUUCGACUUACGUUCCAUCCCUGCAGUACAAUUAAUAACCAUUGCUAUAAACGCUAAAAAUCCAAUCUUACUGAAACAUAUAUCACUUGUUGGCCUAUCCCUCUGUACUGGUACAUAUCUACUACUCUCACCACUCCUCCCCUUGACCCAUCUUCCUCUACUUUCUUCAAUGCCUCAGCAUAUGACAACUUCUUCACUACUCUUACCCUGGAAACCUCAACCUGCCUCUCUCGCACGGGACAUUUCUGAUCCCCAGUCCCAUGGGCACCCCUACAAUUAGCACAUACCACUACUUUCCCCAAUGCUACACAUUCCUUUGUCUCAUGCCCUUCUGCACACUUCUCACACCUUGGAACCUCCCUCCUACACACUGCUGCCAAAUACCCAUAAGUUUGACACCUGUAACAUCGUAACGUAUUUGGCACAUAAGCUCGUACAGGAUAACUUAUAUAUCCUAACUUCACUUUGUCAGGCAAAGACUCAAAUUCAAAACUCAAAAGAACAGACAAUGACUCUUCUGUUUCCCCACUCUCGCCACCCUGUUUGCGUCGCACCAAACGACGAGCAUCACAAACCCCGGGAAUCAACUUUUACAUCUACUGCUACCCCAGUAAUCACUCCUUUCAAUGGCGCCCUUUUCUUGAGGAUGAAACAAUUCACAAUUCUUUCCCCCAUUUGUUUAACUCUGAGCGCCUUCUCCUUCUGACCAACAGAAACACAAACAAUUAUCACUAGACCACUUCUGGUUACCCUCACCGAUUCCACUAUACCCAACGCUUUUUUCACCCAAAAAACCACAAAUGGAUCAGCCGAAAGGCAAGGGUCCACUUUUUCCAAAAACUUCACUCCUACUGUCACAGACUCAUCUUUAUCCUGACCCUCUGUGCAAGCCUCGGGCCCUGAGUACUUCACCACACCUACCACAUCCGAUACUUCACCCUCAUUCACUUCAAUUUCUCCUCCUGUCUUCAGCUCACUUUGCUUACAUUUUCUACCGUUCUUCUUUAACAAAGCUCACAAUCUUCCUUCCUCUCUCUCUUAGACCUCCUCUGCCUCUCUUUUUCCUUCCAUUCCUCCUCCGUCAUCCAAGUAUAUGUCUCAUGAUGAUAAUACUGCACUUCUCCUGACAUACAUCUGUUUCUUGCUUUCUCAAUGGAUACCAUUUAUGAGGCUCAAAAGGUAGCUAGCUAGUAACUAAACUUUUUCAAUAUACUUUCAAAACUUUCCAAAACAACAAACAGAGCUCUCCCUCGUUCCGCGUUCAACAGGAAGUGACGCGAGUGGGGAAAUCUGUCCUCGCUGUAACACUGUCAGUGUUUGGUCAUUGUAACACUGUCAGUGUUGGGUCAUUGUAUCACUGUCAGUGUUGGUUCACCACUGUAAAACAGUCAGUUUUGGGUCCUUGCUGGAACUCUUUUAUAACUGUGUUGUGUUUCUGUACUGUAGGACCAUCCUGAUGGGAUGACUCUUGUGAAGGAGGAAGGGGACAAGGACGACAGCAAGCAGGAGCCAGAGGUGGUGUACGAGACCAACUGCCACUGGGAGAGCUGCCACCGGGAGUUUGACACCCAGGAGCAGCUAGUGCACGUGAGUACCUGGUCAUUCAGUAUUGUAGCCUUCAUUUCCAGGAGGCAGAAUCAAUAUGAGACUAUGGCGUCUGGUUUUGCGAUACAACCUCUAUCAAUUUAAACUUCAAAACUUUAUGAUCCAUUUAGAAUGCAAAUAAUAGCGCAAUAAAUAGGGAACAAGGUUUAGGAGUCCAUUUUAGGAGCCCCCAACUCCUCCAAGUCAACUGGUCCUAUAGUUCUCCUGGACUUCUGUCCCCAGCCCUAACACCCUCUCCACACUCUGGUCCAGCAGCCUCCCCUGUAUGUCACCAUGUUCAGUGUUCAGUACAGAGUGUUCUGCAGCCUACAGGCAUUGAGUAAUGCACUUGCCGGAUUCCAGAUUGGUUUCGGGGACGAUGGUUAAUGGCCUCAAAGGCUGCCGAGCACGUCUCUGUUGUGCUACGACACUAACUGAUUUGGCCGGCACCGACUAGACUCCGAGUCCUGCACAACCAGGCCGUGAGCCUCCACUGUUCUGUACUGUAUACAAGUCUGUACCGUAUUGACUGUAAUAUACUCCCCCCGUCUGUCAUACAGCUCCUCACACUUCCCUGGAGAUGGAUGACUCUCAUCCUGUAGAGCCUGAGGGCCUAUUCUUAACCCAAAUAUGAAUGAUAUUACAGUAAUACUGUAUCACAAGCACUAUGGACGCCACUUACACUGAUGCUAUUACUGCUGCUGAUGCCGCUGGUGCUGGACUGGUCUCCCCUGUGACCGGCUGUGUGCUACUUACCACUAGGCCCACUGAGAAGGGAGAUUUGACUUUACACUCAGUGUUUGAUACAUGAGAGCUGGAGCUGAGGGGCUGAUGGUGAGAAGGAAGCCACCGUGGUGUCCCUUUCAACUGCAUGUAUCCUAUCGUCAAGCACACACACACACAUGCACGCACACACAAACACACACACACACAGACACACACACACACCAACCACCCCCAUCAGCACACAUCUGAAAUAAAGAUCCCCAGCUCUCCACGGCUGUCUAUCCCGGCGUCUGACAUUGCAAUCCGCGGCCGCGGCGGUAACCCCUAUCUAUAAUUGAUAUCCUCAGCGCGGAAUGGGCUGCCUCCCGCGUUUGAAGGGCUCUGCUCAAAGGUUGAGGAUCUUGACAACUUCUUGCCCCUGUUUCCGUGGGGCAGGGGGAUUUGGGCUGGGGGGAGGGGGGUGCAUCAUACUGGGUAAGAGCUUGUUCACUCUCCUUUUAGUUUCACCAGGUGACCGUCUGUCUGAGCCUAACAAUGUCCACUCUCCACACACUAACUGUCCUAACCUCACAUAGGUUUCACUGUUGUGCAUCUGAGAAGAGAUAUUGUUCCAUGUAAGGAAAUAAUCAACACAUCCUCAUUGUCUUUUCCCCUUGAAAGUUCACUCAGAAUAGUUUUUUUCUCUCUGUCAUUGUAUUUUAUUUCUCAUUUUAUAUGCCCAUGCAGAUAGGGGUAGCCGGGACAUGCUAAUUAAACUAUUUGCCUAGCGAAUCCCCCCCUCGAAUUCAGCGAGUGGGGGAGAAAACCCUCUUAUCUCCAACCCUCCCCCUCCUCACCCCCACCCCCUUCAGUAAUAGGAUAAGUACAGUAUUUGGACCACAGUGUCUCUCCUCUAACGCUGGGGAGGGGGGGUUUCCAUACAGCCAAACAAUGGGAUAUCCCCUCCCCCUUUAUUUAAGCUUGUCUUCUAGAAUGGUUAUAGAGAAAAAUAAUAGAAUAUGCUUCCAGUCUGGCUUUGAUUAGUAGUGUGAGGUAAAGUUAACAACAGUUUUCUGUUCUGAUACAUUUGGAAUUGUUUGAUUGUUUUCUAUCGAUUGUUCUUUGUCGAUAGUCUGAUAUUAGUGACGUAAAAACUCUAAAUUAAACUGCUAUUUGAAACAAGUGAGGUAAAUUAUACACUUCAAAACUACUAUUUGAAGUGUUAAAAAAGUGAUGGUUACAUAGAUGAAGAUGAAUUAAUCCCUUUGUUUUUGGCUUGGUUAAUUUUAGAAUUUAAAUCCGCCAUACACCACCCUCAUUGCUUUCCACCUUGUUCAAAAGCGGCUCCUGUCGCGCUCCUGAUGCAUAUUUUUACACUCUACAAACGCACUCGCACCAGGACGCGCUGUGCCGUUCCUUUAUCAUCUGCGUUUAAGCGCUCUCGGUGCCGCCGAUAAGAUAAACAUCGCAUCUACGCAAUUUAGCUCACUUAUCUGGCCUACCCAGUCAGCAAAAGCGAGGCGGGUGUCAAUUUCCAGUUGCUCUAUUUAUUUAAUUUAUUUCUCCCUCUCUCUCCAUCACUUAUUUUAACUCUGCCUCUCAACAUCAACCUCCCUCCCUUCACCCUCUCAAGCUCCAGUACCUUUUUUAGCAUCACUCUCUCGCUCCCUCUCUCAUUUUCUCUUUCGUUUUCUCUCCUCUUCCUCUGUACGCUCCGAGGGAGCACUUUUAAAGAUAAGCGGUUGGUGCUGGAUUCUUUAAUGUCUCUGUCUGAGAUGUUUGGGGGGGUUUUGAACUGGGGUGGCUUUGGAGAGAUGUUGCAGAGACUAACUGGGGAGGGAUCAGAAAGGGUCUCAAAUGGGGUGACCCUGAGACGGGGUGUGUGUGUGCGUGCACGCAUCUGUGUGUACGUGCACACAAUCCGCACAUGCAUGUUGAAAGUAGCGGUCAACUUCGACUCUCCCCCCCACCUUGAUACAGUGCUAUUCUGGGUCAUCUCCCUAGGUGGCGCUGUAAUGUUCUUGUUCUUAGAUGGAGAUGGCAUGAUGUUAGCAUUAGCUCCCCUGUUAGCUCCCCCAGUAUACAACCAUGCUAUAAGGCUGUGGUUGCAGCCUGCGUGCCUCCCUGGUGUUGAGGGGAGAUAAAGUUGGGCUCAGUCAGAAUGCGGCCCCCUCUCCGCCUGCUGGCGCAACCCUUUAAUUGGUAAAAUGCAGAUUCUUUUUUGAUCAGGAGAAGGAUUAGGUACCUUAUCUGUCUGGAGUAUCUUACUCCAAGAUGAAAAGGCUGUGCUGAAUUACACAUGCCAAUUCUAACCCCCCUCCCUCUCUCCAUCUCCUUCCCUCCUUCCCUCCCUCCUUCCCUCCAUCUUCCUCCCUCCUUCCCUCCCUCCUUCCCUCCAUCUCCCUCCCUCCUUCCCUCCAUCUUCCUCCCUCCUUCCCUCCCUCCUUCUCUUCCUCCUUCCCUCCAUCUUCCUCCCUCCUUCCCUCCCUCCUUCCCUCCAUUUUCCUCCCUCCUUCCCUCCCUCCUUCCCUCCAUCUUCCUCCCUCCUUCCCUCCCUCCUUCCCUCUCUCCUUCCCUCCCUCCAUCUCCCUCCCUCCUUCCCUCCCUCCUUCCCUCCAUCUCCCUUGCCUCUUUUCCCUAUUUUUUCUUUCUUUACACAAAGUGCUUCAGCAAUUGACAUCACAAAAGAGCAUAUGAUUUAUUAGGCUCUGUUUGAUAAAGCUAAACGGUGUUGCGGGUCCCACAGCUUAGUGAAAUUGCCUUGUAAACAGGCCCUAUUUUCAUGCACGCUUGCAUUCUAAUGUAUGUCCCAGAAAGAGCUUGAUAAGGAUACACUGUAGAUGGAUUUUGAAGUGGUGGGGGAAAAUGGAGGAAAGUAGCUAAGUAUUGAUGGGAUUCUGUGUAUCUGGUGUGUUUAUGUGCAUGCAUGUGUAGCUAUAAUACAUGCACAGCAAAUUCUCCAGUGUCAAAUCAACACUGAGAGUGUUAAGUUUAACACUGAAAGUGUGGACCCGUAUAGACACUUGAACAGUGUUAAAUUAACACUCUGCUUAGUGUAAAGCCUUAUUUUUAUAUUUCCCAUGGUGCCUUGCCUUUCGAGUGAAUUGUAGAGAUACCAUCCAUUACUGCAUUUCUUAGUGACAGAGACAUGUUUGUUGCAUUCAUCCAUUUUCAGUCCUUUGGAAUUCACCAAGUAAGAUCCUAAGCGAAUAUGUUAACAUUAAAAUGUAAUUAUUUAACACAAUACAAUACGUAUUUCAUAAGGCCUUAUUUUGAGGGCCUAGAUUUACCCUAAUAUAGUGGCCUAAAACUCAUGGUUUAGAGGCCACAGCAGGCCUGCAAGUCACAUUACACUGGCUUGCAAAGUGACGUGUAAUUCCUAUUGGAAUCUAGUGAUGUUACGUUUGAUACUGGAGCUCUGAGGCAUGCGUCAAAAUCGCUAAGCAGCUAACUUCAAAGCAGUGUGCCGAUGUGUGCAUCACUUUAUCAGAAGUACGUCAUCAAUGACGUCCAAAGCUUCGUUUGAUCAUGUGGGUUUUCCAAAAUGCAGGAACCCACUGAUUUUGCCGUGGUUCCGGUGCUUUCUUCGAUUAAGCUGCUUUCAAACACCGACCUCUACUGGAUACGGUACAUGUAAUUCCAUCUGACCGUUUUUUUUAGCAGGAAUCCCAUUGAAGUCACACUAUUUUGUGAAACCACACUUUUCUGCACUGUUGUUCAAAUAAAUGUUUUAUUUAGUAUAGUAUAAGCUUCUGUCAUAAGCAUCCUAAAUAAUGCCAUAGAUUCAGUUUUCGAAAAAGAGUAAACGUGAAGGCAAAAAAGGGAAGCAUGAUGUAAGAUGCAAACCUGGUAUUCCAGCUGAUUAUAGGCUAUUAAAGCCAACGACUUGCCGCUGCGCAAUGGAGUUUUGAUAAAAUCAUUGGAGAAAAAAUAAUAAUCUGAUAAUCACACGUUGCUAUUUAUUGCUGACCAGCAGAUGUCACUAAUUGUGAACAGAUAAGGAAGCUCUGAGUAAUGAACCUAUUUUCGACACAAUUGGCUGGAAAGCCUCAAUGCUUCAGGAAGCUUCGUUUCCCCGUCACUAUUGGAAUCCAGCCAGAGUGGGGAUAGCCAACCUUUGGAAUUUGUAAUCACCUGCAACCUGCAUUCAGAAUGACUCCCAGGGUUGGGAAGACAAUGAUAUAAGACUACCUAAAGCAUCUAAACUGGAACAACCAUUUCAGUAACGGGUGCAAUAAGUCCAAGUAACAUAUUAGUUUAGAAAAUGUAUGUAAUUUAUAUUUGAGUAGCAAAAUAUUAAUUAACCAAUCAAUGUACAAAACAUAGAUAUUGAAACAAACAGUUCUAAAAAUCAACCUACAAUAGAGCAUGCUGGGAAAUAUGAUAAUGAUGGGCAUGGUUUUGGUUCACUCUGUUAUUAACAACAACACAGGGGUUAUUUUACACCAAUGAGUGUUAAUUUAACACUUACAGUGUUACUUGUUCUGUUACACUGAAAAAUCAACACUAGGUAACACUGGCCAAUUUGCUCCGUGGGUGUAAAUCCAUGAAAUUAUCUUUGAGUCUGGAGUGAGUAAAAAAAUAAAAUAUAUACAUUUCCUUUGAGUAUAUUUUGUACCUGUCCUAUACAAAUAGUGCACAUCAAAUUGUGUGUGUGUGUGUUUGUAUAUCAGUGUAUUAUAUCAGUGUGUUAUACACUGUAACAUUGGUACGUCACUUUAUAUCUGUAAGCGUAUGUGUACUGUAGUGUGUGUGUGUGUGUGUCUGAGUGGCCGAUAAGCUGGCAGGGUGAAGAUGAAUAACCCGCUUGUGUGCUGUCGCCACCGCAGCUAUCAGCACCAGUUUGUCCAUUACGCCAGGUCCAACACGGCCUGUCUGUCCAUCCGCUCAGCAUUGAGAUUAUUGAUUCAAUACAAAUUGCCAUUAGAUAAUGACCAUUAGGGUCGUCUGCGGCCUGGACCCCUCUCUGUCAGUGCCGGGCCCCAUGCAUCACGACCGUCAGUGGCCCCUGGUCAUUGGUACAUUGCUCUCAGCUAGGAGAUAUCGAACGGCGCGCGGCGCAGACUGAUCGCUUGCCACAGGGAUUCCCUCACAGACGGAGGGGAAAAGGGAGGAAAGGAGCGAGGAGCGGUUUUCCGUGUUGUGACGGGAGGAGGGAAGAUCAAUCUAAGGGAAAACGAAUGUCCACGGCUCUCGAUCUCCACUCCCCAAUCGUUUUCUCUCUGGGAUUAUAAUUUUUUUUGUCACUCCAAAAGUGUAAACGUGUCAGGUUGAAAUGAAUGGAGAACCAUUGUUGAUACAUAAAGUAAAUUGGAGCCGGAACUUAACGAUUGCAUUGUGUAACGUAUUGAUGUAGUUGGACUCUGAGAGCAGAACAGGGCAGGAAAGUGCACGUGGCUGGUGAAGAGAUGCCAGUUUUAGUGCACUUGUUCCGUCAUCAUAGGGGCUGUGUAGGACACCCCUGGCUCCCACUACAUAGGGGGUUAGUUAAGUGCAAUUGUUCUGAGACUCGAGGGCCCAUGGGGGCCUUUCUCUUGAAGUAAGGUCCGUCUUCAUAGGGUUCUGUCUGUUUAGGGGUACAUCCCUUCCUUUGAUGGGAACAAAGGUACUGUGACGGUGCCCUGGUCAGGACCCCACUGGCCUGUGUGUUGGGUCACAUACUGGACAGGGGGAGGGGCUGCUGGCUGGGGACAAUGCUACCUUUGUCUGGGGACUGUCAUGCCUGGAGGUGCACAGCAAGUAACACACUAGCAGUUCAUCAUACACACAGUCUCUCUCUCUCUCUCUCACACACACACACACACACACACACACUGCCCUGACUUCUUGGAAGUGUCUUUAUAAGUAUGUGGGUUCUUCAGCAGUACAGUAGUUGAAGAGGCAGGACACUACAGACACAGGCUGCCUUUGUGUCAUAAAGUGGAAUGGGAGGAUGAACUCCCCUCCCUCUGCACAUCUUUACCUCUAACACUCUCCCCCUAUCUUUUUCUGAUUCUUCUCUUCUGCUCUUCCCUUCCUGUUGUUUGGUUGUUCAAAUGUGUUACAAGAAAAUAUAAAGAUACUCUAACAAUGAUUUGUUUCUCCCAGACCUCUCAAAGUCAAGUCUGUAUUUAUCCCCCUCUUUUGUUCCCAUCUCUCUCUCUCUCUCUCUCUCUCUCUCUGUAUUCCCCCUAAGGCAGAGGUCUCUCUCCCACUCUCUGCUCAGGAAUGUAAUAAGACGGGUUCCUUUUGGUCAGGAUAUUGUGUCUGUCUCUCUUAUUUUAAAUUGCUCUCAGAAAGGCCCUUCAGAGGCCACCACACUACACUGUUGUCUUUGUGAGAGGGCCAGAUGUUGACUUCAUCCCCGGAGGAUUCCAUGUCAGUCUGCCUUUUUUUUUCUUCUUCUCUUUUUCUUUACCCCUCUCUCAUCCCCCUUUAACCGUCCACUUACCCCUUUAUACUGGUCAGUGUGUAAGACAGAAAGAGAGAGAGAGAGGGGGGGAGUGAGAGCGAGAGAAAGCAGGGUGUCUCAUGCUCACUAGAUAUAAUGCUUCGCUGGAGUUGUAAAGCCCUGGCAUUUGAGAUGCUUUGAGUGAACUUCGGAUUUUCUCGCCCCCUCCCCCCGUCCCUCCCCUCCCGUCCUCCCGCCCCCCCCCCCAUAAGCCUCAGAUUGGAAGUUGCCACGGCAGCACAACUGUCAGCACUUGUCACGGAGGGGCAGGAGCCCCAAUGUGAUGGGAAGUGACAGGGUUUUAUUUGAAAAGCCUGUUCAGAUCGGACACUGAGACUCACAAGUCUCCUGUUUAUUCCUCAGAGUACAAAUUUGAACAGAAGAAAAAGGAAUGGAGAGGAUGAAUAUGAAACAAUGGGAGGAGAUAGAAAGUUAGCGAGAGAGAGGGAAAAUUAUUGGGGAAACAAUGAUGGAUGAUAACAGAAAAGAAAGCUAAGAAAAUAUAUGAUGAGGAAGGAACUUCAGUAGGGAUUUAAUGGACUUGGCACGACACUUUACAAAGUAAAUAUUAAGUCUCUGUCAACUAUUGACCUCUGUGUGAUUUGGUCCUUAUUUUGAAUGUUCCUUAUCCAUUAGAGACAUGUUUUCCCCACUCUGUCAUGUGCAUACAUACAUGAUGUGUGCAACAGAAAGAGUUAACUUUCUCCAACUGUUGUUAAUUGCUUCCUACUGCUUCCUCCUCUGUGACACUCAGAGUAUGUGAGCAGAGUUGAGCGGUCGGCAAUCCCGCUCAUCGCUCAUGGAGUGGUGCGCUACAAAAACGCUCUGCGCUCACAAGAAAUAAAACUGCCGCUCCAAAUUCACUCCAUUCAUUAAAAUCACAAGUUGACCAACACCCAUCUAUUUUUGUGACUACUUGGACCUACCAUUUGAUUUUUAAGUAUUGAAAUCAAACCAUAUGAUUUGAAUGAAAAGUAUUUUAAUAAACAUGAAAAGGUGAAUGUAAGAAUCACACAUAAUUUCAAAUAGGCUACUUGUCAAAUUAAACAGCAUAUAAACACUCUAAAUAGGUCAGGGACAUUAAGCACUCAACAUUUAAACAACAUUUCAUUGUAUUAAAUCAUUAUAGUCUAUAAAUUGUGCAUAUAGGCUGUGACUUACUUAGAAUUAAAUACAAAUUAAACAAAAAAUGCCUUAUUAGGCUCAGUGCCUUUGAAUCCAUUAUUAAAAACACGAGUUUGGCCAGAGUCUGUGGCUUCAGGUUCAUGCGAUGGUGCCUGGAGAGCAGGCCAGCAGCGGAGAAUAUCCUCUCCACGCUUGCAGAGCCACUGGGGAUACUAAACACCCUUUUGGCCACUUGCCAGGCUGGACAGGGAUGCAGGGUUGUAUUAUUUUUUCUAUAGAUAGGCCUAAAGGUUUUUAGGCAAAAUAACUCAAUCAAAAUGGAAAGCUCCUUGAAAGUUGGAAUAUGCCAGGCCUAUUGUGCCAAAAUCAAUUAUUAUUAUAAUAUAACAUCUGAUUUUUAGUUUAUAAAUACUUUGCUACAAUGACACACUUAGCAUUUUUAGCAUUUGCACAUAGUAAGUACACCAUCAUGCUUUCGGGAUUCGUGUCUUUUCAGAUUCCACAAUGAUUCUUUAGUUGUGGACACUACAUCACCGCACUCCCUCUCUUGCUCCUGGUCCUCAUCUUUGUAAGUCACCUUGAUUUUGCACCUGUGUGUUUGAUCAGUUUCUUUAUGAAAAUAUUUAGCGAACUUCAUGACAGUAGCUUAAGCAAGGGGCUAUGGCAGCACACAAGUACACUAUAAAUGCAUGCUGGGCCAGGCAUGCCCUGAGCUCGUGAAGUGAGUGCUACUGGAGCGAAAUUGGAGCGGGCGAGAAGGCUGACGCUCCAGCCUUUGGGAAUCUCGCUCCACGCUCCAGUCAAAUUAGGCACACUCCACAACUCGCUCCGCUCCAGCUCCGCUCCGCUCACAUACUCUGGUAACACUGCACCUAUUCUGGGUCCCUUGGCCACCUUGUGGUGCUCACCAGUCACUACACGCCUGGUUAGAGCAGCUUCAGUACAGACAAAAUACUGUUGACUCAUACCGGUCUUGAUUCAUAGUGAAUUAUUGAAUCAUAAUGAAUCAAUUGAAUCAUAACAAAUCACAUUGAAUCCAGAUUUACAUGUGAUUGACCACUGCUUGUUUCCUCUCUCAGCAUAUCAACAACGACCACAUCCACGGGGAGAAGAAGGAGUUUGUGUGUCACUGGGAUGAAUGUUCGCGGGAACAGAAGCCCUUCAAGGCCCAGUACAUGCUGGUGGUCCACAUGAGGAGACACACCGGGGAGAAACCACACAGAUGCACCGUAAGAACGCUCCCACAACACUCUCACAGUGUUUAUUUUACGUCCAUGGGCUUAGAUACAUAAAGAGAUAGCUGUUGUUAGAUGGCUGUGAGUAUGUGAUGAUGGUGCAUCCUUACAUUUAAUAAACAGUCUGUCACACUUCUACCUUCGUCAGUUAUAUAUAUUGUUGAGGUAACUGGUCUCUGCCAGGAUGAAGCGUUAGAGCUGUGUUUGAUGAGUGUGUGGUUUCCCACUCCUCCUCGCUCUCUUUUCUCAUUCUUCUUCUUCUGUGCAGUUUGAGGGAUGUCCCAAGGCCUACUCUCGCCUGGAGAACCUGAAGACCCAUUUGCGCUCCCACACUGGAGAGAAGCCGUACGUCUGUGAACACGAGGGCUGCAACAAGGCCUUCUCCAACGCCUCAGACAGAGCCAAGCACCAGAACCGCACACACUCCAACGAGGUACACACACACACACACACACACACAUAAACACACAUGUUCACUCACAGCACGCACACACACACACAGCUCAGCAACAAGUAAUCUCCCUACACCACUGACUAAGCAGUUCAUUGCUGGAGGCCUUUAGAAACAGAAGCAUCCUGUCACUGGCCCCAUCUGUUCUCCUCUCUCCUUCCAGAACAUAGAAUGAAAUAGAACAGUAUACUAAUAUUCUAUACUAAUAAUAUAAUGCAUCUCUAUGUUCCAGAAACCCUACGUGUGUAAGAUCCCUGGCUGCACCAAGCGCUACACAGACCCCAGCUCCCUACGCAAGCACGUAAAGACUGUGCACGGGCCAGAGGCGCACGUGACCAAGAAGCAGCGCAGCGACGCCUACCCACGACCCCCGCCACAGUCCCGGGAGGGGGGAAACGGACAGGGCCGGUCGCCAGGGCAAGUAGGGGGGUACGCAGACCAAAGGGAGUACAACCACGCUACCUCGAAACAGGAUGAAUGUCUGCAGGUCAAGUCCAUCAAGACGGAGAAGCCUAUGGUGAGCCCCUCUCUGAGGGCACACAGUAACACACACUGCAUGAUGGGAUAACCCUAGAAAUAGAAUUACUGCUGUUGGUCCACCCAUCACGGAAUGUUAAAUUGGAUGGGGAUGCCCGUUCUAGUAAUUAUAUUUCUAUGGGGAUAGCAGCCCAUCUCUAUCUGAAAUGUCACCUUAAUAGUUUCUAACAAUGCUCUACUGAGUGUACAAAACAUUAAGAACACCUGCUCUUUCCAUGCCAUAGACUGACCAGGUGAAUCCAAGUGAAAGCUAUGAUCCCUUAUUUAUGUCACUUGUUAAAUCAGUGUAGAUGAAAGGAAGGAGACAGGUUAAAGAAGGAUUUUUAAGCCUUGACACAAUUGAGACAUGGAUUGUGUCUGUCUGCCAUUCAGAGGGUGAAUGGGCAAGACAAACGAUUUAAGUGCCUUUGAAUGGGGUAUGGUAGUGGGUGCCAGGCGCACUGGUUUGUGUCAAGAACUGCAACGCAGCUGGGUUUUUCACGUUCAACAGUUUCCCGUGUGUAUCAAAAGUGGUCCACCACCCAAAGGACAUCCAGCCAACUUGACACAAAUGUGGGAAGCAUUGGAGUCAACAUGGGCCAGCAUCCCUGUGGAACGCUUUCGACACCUUGUAGAUUCCAUGCCCUGACGAAUUGAGGCUGUUCUGAUGGCAAAAAAGGAGGGGUGCAACUAAAUAUUAGGAAGGUGUCCCUAAUGUUUGGUACACUCAGUGUAUAUUCACUUUAACUCUAACCAUGUAGUAUACCAUGAUGCUCACUUAAACCUAACCUGAUUACUGGGACGUCAGCCAGGGAUGUCUACAGCACAUGAGUUUUAUGUGUGAUCUAACCUCUUCGAAUAACCCUAUAACAAAUGAAUGUUUUCUUCUGUCCAAUGCUCCGUGCAUUACUCUUCCCUCUCUCUCUAUGGACAGUGGGUAAUCAGGUGAGAUAGGUGUCCUUUCAUGUUGCCAUGUUGCAUUUGUAAAAACCCUCGUGUCUCACUCACCUUGUUAACAUCCUUUCAGUAGCCAUUUCAUCCAAAAUGAGUCUGUUUUCCUCUUAUCCUCCUCCCUUAUGGCAUCAUCAUUUUGCUCAUUAGUCAUCUUUACAAAACUGUCCACGGUCGCUGCCAUUAUGUUUAAUUUUUUUUACACACUUCACAUUGCAAUGUGGCAAUGAGAAAUUGUCUUAAUUCUCAUGAAAACAUUUUCUUAUUUUGGAGAGUCAUGUUUGCCCAAAGCAAGUUAAAUGCCUUGGGGCAGAACUAAGUACAUUUCCAACAGUGUUUAUGUGUAUUAAAAGUAUGCCCAACACUGCCUAGGGCUCUAUUGUGCAGCCAAAUGCAUUUGGUGGAAUCCGGCCCAUUCAAACUAAAGGAAAGGAAUGUCUCGCUUUGCAGUUUUGCACCGUGCCAAAAAGUGAUUAUUUUUCUCUUCACUGAUCUCCAUUUUGGGUAAAUCAGAGUAAACAACCCUAUUAGGCCUUAGUCAGUCUGAAAAGAAGCCUUUGUCCACCCCCUCCCCCACCCCCUUGUCUGAAAAUAGUCUAAACCCCACUACCUCCUCAGGAGUGUUUGUUAUAGAGUCUGGACCGGUCCAUUGGACGGCACACAGGGGAGGCGUUACUCAUGCUUCCGUAAUUCACUUGACAUUGUUUACAAAACAGAAGACAUUGGACAAACCCACAGCUCUGAGAGAGUAAAGUUUGUCUGUGUUUAUGUCUAAUGCUGUAAUGACAGUUAAGUGCAAACCUGGUCUAUAGAUAUGAAGGUGGUAUUAGGUCAUGCACAGACUGAAUGCGUUAAUAUGACCAAUCACAAUCAGCAAUGUCUUUGUGUUAUUGUUUACUCCUGUGGAAAGCAUGUCCCAGGCAGCUGCAUCACAUGGUGUCAUCAUGUGUUUUAAUCAUAUGGCUCAGACCUUUGAGAAAAUGAAUGUGUCCUCAAUGUGUCACAUGUAGUUGGUAAUAAUCGAGCUCUAUACUUCUUCUCAUCCCUUCCCGUUUUUUUUUCUUCUCUCUCUUACAUCUGUUUUCAUCUUUUACUUGAUCCCCCACCCCACCGCAGACGUCUCAGCCAAGCCCUGGCGGUCAGUCUACAUGCAGCAGUGACCAGUCCCCCAUCAGCACCUAUCCCAGCCAUGGAGUCCAGCUUGCUGUGAGGGGAGGGGUGGUGGGACUGGGCGAGGGGCCGGGAGAGGAAGACGAGGAGCUGGAGGAGGAGGAGGAGGAGGGGUUGGAGGAAUUGGAGGGGGGCCGUGACGCCCCCAUCAUGGAUUCCACGGUGUCGACAGCCACGGCGGCUACGUUGGCGCUGCAGGCAAGGAGGAACGUGGGCCGGCCCAUGAGAUGGAUGGAGCACAUGAAGAUGGAGAGGCUGAAGCAGGUGAAUGGAGGAGGUGGAGCCCUCAUGCCCAGGCUGGGCCCCCUGUCCCCCACACCGCCACCCAAGGGACCUGCCGUGCUGGGUAAGGAUCCACCAUGCUCAUAUCCACAACCCUGUCUGGGUCCUCUGAGGCCAUGCUUAUGUUACACAAAGAAUAAUAGUGUUUUAUUACAGGGACUUAUGCUGAGAAGUGUGUUUUACACACUUGACUCCAUGGACAUUCAAUAUCGGUAAAGGCCAAUAGAUAUGUAAAAUAAUAUUGACACUAAUUUUGGGUUGUGAAAAGAACUCCAAAUGUCUCAGCAGAUCGCGGUUUGAUUACCUGGAAUUUCCCCCCCUGCAGAUCGGACUUGAAUUGACAGGCUUAACAUAUGUUCCGCUGGAAAUCAGAAUCAAACCCAUAUCAUAUCACAUCAUAUAUCACAUCAGUGAUUAGAGCAUGUAAUAGAAUUUCAUGGCCAAACUGUGCCAGUUGUGUUUGUGAGAAGGUUGCAUCUGUUUGAGGGAUCUCUCCUCACUUAUAUUGUGCUCAUCUUUCUCUUUCUCCACCCUCUCUUUGUUCCUCCCCCUACACACUUCCACCCUUGUUCUGUCUCUCUCUCUUUUCCUCUCUCUCACUCCCCCCCCUCUCUCACUCCUCAGGUCCAUGCCUGGGCAGAUUAUCCCAGCCCCAGCCUCCUCCUCGUCCCGAGCUGGGCAGCACAGAGCUGACGGUGCUCAGCCUGCUCCGUGGCAUUGAGCACGGUGACCGGCGGGACAGCAGUGGCAGCGCCACCAGUUCAGCCUACCUGAGCAGCAGCCGGCGCUCCUCGGGCAUCUCGCCGUGCUUCUCGUCGCGGCGCUCCAGCCAGGCGUCCCAGAGCGAGGCAGCCAACACCCCUGGUCACCACCGCCGCCACCACAACCUUAGCUCCACCGACUCCUACGACCCCAUCUCCACCGACGCCUCACGCCGUUCCAGCGAGGCCAGCCAGUGCGGGGGAGGAGUGUUUGUGGGUGGAGGGUGGGCGGGCGUCGGGGGAGGGUCCAAGGGGAUGCUCAACCUCACGCCGGCGCAGCACUACAACCUGAAGGCCAAGUACGCUGCUGCCACAGGCGGCCCACCCCCCACUCCGCUGCCCAACAUGGAGCGCAUGAGCCUGAAGACCCGCAUGGCCAUGAUGGGCGAUGGCCAGGAUGGAGGUGGAGGCAACCACGCGCUGCCCCCGCUGGUCAGGCCGCGCCGCUGCAGCGACGGCAGCACCACCAAUGGGUACGGGGGCCACGGCGGGUACCGAGACUACCGGCGAAGCGGCUUCUACCCCGGCGAGGGCCCGGGGAACGGCCCGGACCGGAGGGCCAGCGACCCCGUGCGGACCCACCCUCAGCAAAUCCACCCGGAGUUCUUCGGGCUGCCCCAGGUCCAGCGCUUCAGCAGCCUCAACAACAUCCACCCACUUCCCCCUCUAUCAGGCCUCCAGAACCCCACAGCGGAGGGCCGCAGUUUCAGCCUGCAGAACUACACACGCUCUGAGGGGAAUCUCCAGAGAGGGGGCCUGCUUUCCUCUCCCUGCCCCCCCAGCAUCCUGGAGCAUGUGGCCCUGGAGGCCCUGGCCAUGGAGGAGGAGGGAGCCCUGCUGCUGGGGGAUGAGGACAUGCUGCCUGACGACCUGGUGCAGUACCUCCGCUCUCAGGACCUCCGCUCACAGGACCAGGCAGACUCCUACAACAACCACCUGGAGAACCAUGUGGCUGGGGACAACGGCCAUCUCCCUGGAGGGGAGUUACAGGACCAAGGCCCAGGGCUGAACCAGUGCUUCCACAGUCUCCAGCAGCACCACCAACAGCAGCAGGGCCUGGAGAGAGAGGGCCCCAGUAAAGACGGCAUGCCCAUUCAAUGGAACGAGGUGAGCUCAGGGAGUGCUGAGAGGUCUCCCCAGAGGCAGCCCCAGGUCCAGGCCCAGCAGAGGUGUGGCCGAUGGGCCACCACAGAGCAGCACCAAGGUCUGGGUGCCGGUUCGCCGUUCGGGAGGUUUGGGAACAUGGUGGUGCAGCAGCAACAACAGACGGUUACUACCAGAGACUUCCAGAACCGCUGUGCCCAGCCAGGCCAGCCCCAGCCCCUAUGCAGAGUCAAUGGCGGGGUGAAGCUAGAGGCGACCACCCACUCCUGCAUGGAGAUGAAAGGGAACGGCCACAACCCCACACACACUUUCGGCCGGCCUGACUUCUCCCAGAUCUCUGUGGGGCCUCUGCCCCAGGGCUACAGCCAGCAGCAGUACCAGACCCAGAACCAUGGAACCUCCAGGCAGAUUGGAGAUAACCUGCUCCUUAGCCGGGCCUCCAUGGACAGCCUCUCCAGCCUCUCGCAGGCCUCAGCGCUCCACCACCACCCCCAGGCCCCCGCCCCUCGCCUGCAGCAGGCCAACAGCAGCUACAGGCACCCCGCCAGACCACAGCAGUACCUGAAUGCCCAACAGAGCACCACCAAUGGUAGCCAUGUCAACCUUACCCAGCAGAACCUCACCAAGCAGCAGCAGAGUCUGAGGAACCAAGUCAGUCACUGCUCCCUGGCCCACCAGGUGUCCGGGCUGAAGCUGGAGGCUCCCGACCAGGGCUACCUGGACCAGGGCUUCAGCGACCAGGCUGUGUGCUUUGACCCGGUGGAGACCAAGGCCUUCUCUCCACUGGAGGAGCAGUGUCUGCUGGAGACCAUGACCGAGCAGGUGGGACUAGGCGGGGAUUCCUCGGUCCCGGCCUCCCUCCUCUCCCCGGCGGCUGACCAGGUGACAAGCACGGUGGACAGCCGCGUGGGUGGCUCGGCCAACGUGCUAAACAACGUGUUGGCACUGGAUUUCGGAGCCAUGAUAGAGGACGUGGGGGUAGGCUACAACCAGGGUAGUCUGGUGUCGGGGGUGAUCAGACCCUCCAUCUUCCAGGGCGUGUCCCGGAACUCGUCCCGCCUCACCACACCCCGGGCCUCCGCCACCUUCCACAGCACCGCGGUCAUGAUGCCCUGCAACCUGAGCAAUAUGGCCAUCGGGGACAUGAGCUCCCUGCUCACCACCCUCGCUGAGGAGAGCAAGUUCCUAGCCAUCAUGCAGUAA